This is a messenger RNA of Strigops habroptila (Kakapo), 2579 nucleotides long. RefSeq names its product solute carrier family 39 member 14 (gene SLC39A14). Lineage: Eukaryota; Metazoa; Chordata; Aves; Psittaciformes; Psittacidae. Gene Ontology annotation, cellular component: membrane. Bases 67 to 1515 code for a protein of 482 amino acids. The record is from RefSeq and is a predicted model, not a curated record. Gene Ontology annotation, biological process: zinc ion import across plasma membrane; intracellular zinc ion homeostasis. The transcript is spliced from 9 exons. Gene Ontology annotation, molecular function: zinc ion transmembrane transporter activity.
CUGCGCGGCCGCGACCCAGCGGAGCGGAGCGGAGCGGGAGGGAGGGAGCAUCCCUGAGAGCCCGCGAUGCCCGGCACCGGGCGCUGGUGCUGCCGCCUGCUCACGCUGCUCUGCCUCCUCCCCUGCCCGUGGGCAGGCCGGAAUGCUGCGGGAUCCGCGCUCUCCGCAGCCUCCUUCCUGCAGGAUCUGCUCCAGCGCUACGGGGAGAGCGAAGCCCUGAGCCUGAAGCAGCUCAAGGCCCUGCUGAACCGCCUGGAUGUGGGAGUGGGGCACGGCAACGCCUCGGAGCGGCGCGGGAACCUCUCCCGGUGCUUCAGCUCCGCGGAGCUUUUCGCCAUCCACAACCUGAGCGAGGGCUCAGCCGUGAGGCGCAGCGAGUUCCAGGAGUUCUGCCCCACCAUCCUGCAGCAGCUGGAGUCGGGAGCCUGCGCCUCCGAGAACAUGGAGAAUGAGGAGGACGAGCAGACGGAGGAGGGCAGGCCCAGCUCGGCCGAGGUCUGGGGUUACGGGUUGCUCUGCGUGACCGUCAUCUCGCUCUGCUCGCUGGUGGGAGCCAGCGUGGUGCCCUUCAUGAAGAAGACCUUUUACAAGCGGCUGCUCCUCUACUUCAUAGCUCUGGCGAUUGGAACUCUCUACUCCAACGCCCUCUUCCAGCUCAUUCCCGAGGCGUUUGGAUUCAACCCUCAAGAGGAUUACUACGUCUCCAAGUCUGCUGUGGUGUUCGGGGGCUUCUACCUCUUCUUCUUCACAGAGAAGGUGCUGAAGAUGCUGCUGAAGCAGAAGGACCAGCACCACCACGGGCACAGCCACUACGGCCCCGAGGCUCUGCCCUCCAAGAAGGACCAGGAGGAGGGAGUCACGGAGAAGCUGCAGAACGGGGACCUGGACCAUAUGAUCCCGCAUAUAACCAGCGAGCUGGAGUGCAAGAGCCCCUCCGGGGAUGAGAAGGUUGUGGUGGGCUCCCUCUCGGUCCAGGACCUGCAGGCCUCGCAGAGCGCGUGCUACUGGCUGAAGGAGGUGCGCUACUCCGACAUCGGCACCCUGGCCUGGAUGAUCACCCUCAGCGACGGGCUCCACAACUUCAUCGACGGGCUGGCCAUCGGCGCCUCCUUCACCGUGUCCGUCUUCCAGGGGAUCAGCACCUCCGUGGCCAUCCUCUGCGAGGAGUUCCCGCACGAGCUGGGGGACUUUGUCAUCCUGCUCAACGCGGGCAUGACCAUCCGCCAAGCGCUCUUCUUCAACUUCGUCUCUGCCUGCUGCUGCUACGUGGGCCUGGCCUUCGGCAUCGUGGCCGGCAGCCACUUCUCUGCCAACUGGAUCUUCGCUCUGGCGGGAGGGAUGUUCCUCUACAUAGCGCUGGCUGACAUGUUCCCCGAGAUGAACGAGGUGAGCCGGGAGGACGAGCACAACGGCAGCGCGCUCAUCACCUUCGCCAUCCAGAACGCGGGGCUGCUCACGGGCUUCACCAUCAUGGUGCUGCUCACCAUGUACUCUGGCCAGAUCCAGAUCGGGUAGGACCAGCCCGGCCACGGCCCUGCUCCACAGAGUCCAUUUUGGGGUUGUUUUUUUUGGGGGGAAGGGGUAUUUCGGGGGGGGGGUUCCUUUCCUUUUCCUGCUGCAAGCAUUCGACGGUACCUGUGCGGGCACUGGCAUCACACUACAGAAGAAGAGGCAUUGCUGUUCAAGCUAUUCCAUAGACUUUAUUUUGGUUUAAGGCCGAGGGGAGCUUCAUCCCCUCUCCCAUAGGACCGAACUGACCAGAGGAAUCUUUCCAGUGUCACAUCCCUCCUCUCCUCACAUCUCCUGGGAAGGAUGGAGUUGGGAGGCAGGAGCCGUGCUGCUCCCCUCCUCAUGCUCAGAGCGCUGUGAUGGGAUGUGACGCUUCCCUUGAGCCCUUUGUCAAGGCGGACAGACCCUUGUGGGAGACUUCCCUGCGGGCCGUGCAGAGCUGUGCCCAACGCGCGGGGGCUGCUGAGGAAGAGGAGGUUCGAGCAGCGUUUGAGCAUCGUCCCCGCUGCCUUCAGAAGCGUGUCUCUGGAGCCACGUCUGGAUUUGCCCCCGUUCUGCCCCAGCAGCACAGAUGAUGCCCUGGGAAGAGCAGGGUGAAGAGGGGUCUCUUGUCUAAAGCACAUCCUGGGUGUCAGUGCUCGGAGCAGAGGGCACCAAACCGCGGCUCGUGUGGGUCGGACUGACACGUGGGGCAGGAUGCCCCCAGCUCCCUGCUGCUGUAUGGGGGGGAAAAACCUUCUCCUGGGAGAGCAGCCGUGUGGUGGUGCUAGAGAGGAGGAGGUGGAAGCAGUGUGGGACGAGCCGCGAUGGGGAUCCUCUUCCUGGCCACGGGCUCCCAGCCAGGGGAUGGGUCCCUGCCUGUGCCCAAGCCCACAGUGGGAACAGACACCCGUGUUCCAGCGCUGCGGCGUGCCUGAGGUUCGGGGUGGGGUGGGGGGGUUGUAACAAACUGAACCUCUUUAGGUUGUGUGUUUCCAGCCUUAGGGAGCAGGGUCCCAGGCGCUUCCCAGCUCUGCCGCUGGGCUGGUUUCCCCAGAUUCACUGCGUGAAUGGACUUAUUAUCAUAUUGA